AUGAAGCAAUGCACUGGGCUAAAUGCAACUUUGGAAAAGGAAGAAGGGAAGGGUUAUCAAUAUGACAAUUGGUUGAACGCUACUGUUACUAAGUCUAAGUUGGUUCUACGGCACUGGACUGAUUCUGGCUCAUCGAAAAUUGUGCCGGUGGCUUCUACAUCGAUUCUAGAUUUGGGGCUUGAUCAUGGGCAAUUUCAAGGGGAUUCUAGGCACAAUGGUGGGCCAGAAAUCAGGGACUGCAAUCAAAGGAUCUCUACUAUUAAUGAGAGAAUUCUGGGAGAGGCCUCUAUGGUUAGUGAACUAUAUGAAGUGGGCUUAACCUCAGAGUAUCCAACUACGGUUCAUAUGGAGCAUUUGGAGUCUGUGGUAAACACGGACUCAUUCACUAAAGACUCCAAGGACCCAAUUCCACGGGAAGACAUUUCUUUUUCUGGAGAAAAGUCUCUGUCUUCCGAGCUACACAUUGGGACAGUUAGGGCUUUGAAGUUGGUUAGCAAAGGUAAAGGUAAAGGGACGUGGUCCCGCAAGGCUAAAACUUCUACUCUAGCUGAAAAUUGGGAAAUCCAGGAGGUUAAGGUGGGUGGUAAGAGGCAGAGAGAAGACCUAGGGUGGCCAACAAAUUCUGGAAAAGGCAAUGCUUCUUGUAAGAAGGCUCAAGUAUUACAAUCUACAUCUCUCAACUCAUCAUUAUCAGCGGAGACUGUUGAUUAG
Ilex paraguariensis (yerba mate) is the source of this 711-nucleotide messenger RNA. The record is from the annotation of a GenBank genome assembly. Lineage: Eukaryota; Viridiplantae; Streptophyta; Magnoliopsida; Aquifoliales; Aquifoliaceae.